CUAAAUUGAUAAUUAAGAAAGAAAAUUAUGUUGAAUAAUCUAUUGUUUAACUAAUAAUGAUCUUUCUUUUAAAAUACAAACAUCCAUUAAGUGGUAAUGAUUUCAAGUCAACUGUAAAUUAACAUCCUAUGUAAUUUCAACAACACAAUUAUCAUCGUGUGAACUAUAACUCUUGGAAAUUUCGAAUGUAUACAGAUCUGUAUACUAGAUCUGUAUUAAGUAAAACUUUAUUAAUCUUAAUAUGGUUGCAUGAACAAAAUCAAAUUGUAUUUGGUUUUAAUGGAUAUAUAAAUUAUGAUAUAUUUGGAAUUAAAAAUGAUGAAAUUAUCAAAUCAUCUAUGAUAUGUGUAAAUCAAAAUGUUUAUAAUUGUAAAAGAAAUUCUAAUUUAAAAUUCAAUGAUUCUGUAUUAUUUCAAAAUAAUAAAUCGAAUCAUAAUUGUGAUUUAUUUAGUGUGGAUAUAAAUCAGGAUUUAUUGAAUGGAGUAAAAGAAUGUAUCAACAGUCAAAAUUCAAUUUUUGUUGAAAGUGUUACAUCUAGAAUUUGGUGGUUAGCUUAA
This is a messenger RNA of Schistosoma mattheei, 557 nucleotides long. The record is from the annotation of a GenBank genome assembly. Lineage: Eukaryota; Metazoa; Platyhelminthes; Trematoda; Strigeidida; Schistosomatidae.